Linum tenue is the source of this 1832-nucleotide messenger RNA. Lineage: Eukaryota; Viridiplantae; Streptophyta; Magnoliopsida; Malpighiales; Linaceae. The record is from the annotation of a GenBank genome assembly.
UUUCUCUCUCUCUUCACUCUGAGGGCAGGGGGGGUUUCCAAUUCUAUAUAUGUGCAUGGUGUCUUAGGCAGAACUCCAUUUAGCAAUCAAAGCAGAGAGGGUAAGGAAAAAGGAAACCCAGAAAAGAGAGUGAGAGGAAAAAAACACAGAAACAGAAACACAUUCUAGUUAUAACCAAGUCAAGUAGAGGUGGCAAUUCUUCUCUCUCUUUCUGUUUCCGUGUAAGUGUAGGUAGAGAGAGAGUUGUGGUAGCUGCUGCCAUGCCAUAGACACAGAGAGAGAGAGCUUUUACCAUUUAGAUUGGUUUCUUUCUGGGUUGUGUUGGUUUUUUGUGGGUUUGUUGAGGUCUGGCUGUUUGGGUUAUUUUGAGCAAAGAUCAGCUACCCACCUGAGAAAAAAAAUACAGCAAAAACAAGCCAUCCAUCAUAUAUAUAUACAGUCUUUAAUUAAGUCCUAGAAUAGAAAUACAAGUGUUGCGGAGGGGGAAAAGAAGAGAAGAGAAAAGCAAAGCAAAAAAUGGGUCGGGGGAGAGUGCAGCUGAAAAGGAUAGAGAACAAGAUCAACAGGCAGGUGACUUUCUCAAAGAGGAGAGCCGGUCUGCUGAAGAAAGCCCACGAGAUCUCUGUUCUCUGCGAUGCUGAAGUCGCCCUCAUCGUCUUCUCCCACAAAGGGAAGCUCUUCGAAUACGCCACCGACUCCUGCAUGGAGAAGAUACUUGAGCGGUAUGAGAGGUAUUCAUAUGCUGAGAGGCAGCUUGUAGCUUCUGAACUUGACACCCAGGGGAACUGGGUUGUGGAGUACAACCGGCUGAAGGCCAAAAUUGAACUUCUGGAAAGGAACCACAGGCACUAUAUGGGGGAGGAGCUGGACACCAUGAGCACCAAAGAGUUACAUAACUUGGAGCAGCAGCUUGAUUCUGCUCUCAAAAACGUUCGCUCCAGAAGAAACCAACUGAUGCAAGAGUCCAUCUCUACCCUUCAGAGAAAGGAGAAGGCAAUCCAAGAGCAAAACAAUGUUCUAGCCAAGCAGGUCGAUCAAGGAGAAGGAGAAGGAGAAGGUGGUGGGCGUGGCAGAACAUCAACAUCAGCAGCAGCAUCAGCAGCAGGCAUUCUGGACACACCAAAACCAGCAUGCUCCAAGCCCUUCACAUUUCCUUCUCCCGCAGCACGCACCACCACUACCUUGCCUAAGCGUUGGGUAAGUUUUAAUCAUUUUGCACAAACUUGUUAUUCAUCUUACCAAUUAAACGACCUCGAUCACCGGAUCUUGUUUGGUUAUGCAGUGGGACUAGUUACCAUGAAGAUCAUCACCACCACCAUCAUCAGGGUUCGGAAGGCAGGACGAGCAGGAAUGACCUUGACCUCACUCUGGAACCCAUUUACUCCUGCAACCUUGGCUGCUUUGCUGCCUGAGAAUUAAGAUUUCGGCCGGGGGAACAUCAAAGGAGGAGUUCAGUAUCAGGCUUUCAGCCAUGCACUCUUAUUAUAUAUGCACUGGCUAGCCAAGGCUGCUACUUUUGGUUGGCUUAUUUAGCUCUUUAAUUGUAUGUUUUGGGCACUAAACCAUGAAUGUUGAACUUGUUUUUAUGCAUUAUAUGUAGUUUAUAAGCAACUUGGAGAGGUGAAAGGGAACUUGGGGAAGGAACCGGAUUUUGAUUUAUUGCUCAUGUUUGAUCUUCUUUUGGAGAUUAUGCUGGUGUAUGUGUAUAUUAUGAAUUUAGAGCCAAUUCCUGUUUCAUCUUCUUUUGGAGAUUCUGCUGAUGUUUCACUUCAGAUUCUGGAUAAUUAGGAUUAAUUCAUCAAUACUUUUAUGGUUGAUGAAGUGAAACUGGG